AUGGCAGAGGCGCAGCGAGCGGCGCUCUCCGAUCUGGCGGAGCGGCAUGCGAAGCGCAGCCGCACUAUUUUGCAGCAUUUUCAUGCACAGGCACCGGACUAUGCCGACGUGACGCGAGCGCACUUGGCGUCCAAGAUGCACUCGGACUACCAGCAGGCGCUCGUCCUUCCUGAGGUCAUUCAGGCGCGGCAAGGCCCAGCGCCCCCUAUACCAUCCAAGCCUACGGAGCUUUCUGGGAUGCUGGACGAGAUGGAGGUGCAGCGUGGCCUAGCGAAGCAGCACGCACCGUCUUCAGCCGUGGCUUUACGGCCUGCUGCGGCAGCCAAAGCGACGCCGGCGUCGGCGUCGCACUUGCAGACAGCGCUGAUGCGGCCUGAAGAGGCUGUGCAUGAUACCGGGCGAUCGAUGCUGAAUAGUGCGCUGAUCCGCAAGAAGGAGCUAGCGCAGCAGCAGGUGAAGCCGGCGUACCAUGCGCCGUGGAAGCUGAUGCGUGUCAUGUCGGGUCAUCUCGGCUGGGUGCGGUGCGUAGCUGUGGACCCGCACAAUCAGUGGUUCGCGACGGGGGCGGGCGACCGCAUUAUCAAGAUCUGGGACAUGGCGUCGGGUGAGCUGAAGCUGUCGCUGACGGGCCACAUUUCGCCUGUGCGUGGCCUGGCCGUCAGUCACCGGCAUCCGUAUCUGUUUUCGGCGGGCGAGGACAAGCUUGUCAAGUGCUGGGACCUGGAGACGAACAAGGUCGUGCGGCAGUACUAUGGCCACCUGUCUGGUAUCUAUGCGCUGAGUCUGCACCCGACGCUCGACGUGCUGGUGACGGCGGGACGGGAUGCGUCGGCGCGUGUGUGGGACAUGCGGACGAAGACGCAGAUCCACGUGCUGGGUGGGCACCGCGGCACGGUGGCGAGCGUGGCGUGUCAGGAGGGUGAUCCGCAGGUGAUUACGGGCAGUAUGGACGCCACGAUCAAGCUGUGGGACCUGGCGGCGGGGCGGUGUGUGACGACGUUGACGCAUCACAAAAAGUCGGUCCGAGCCCUGGCGCUGCCUCCGCACGAGUUUACGUUUGCGUCCGGCUCGGCGGGGGGCCACAACAUCAAGCGGUGGCGGUGUCCGGAGGGCACGCUGAUGACGAACAUGACGCAUGAGGGCAUUGUGAAUACGCUGUCGUGCAAUGCGGACGGCGUCUUGUUUUCCGGGGCGGACGAUGGGUCGAUGCAGCUGUUUGACUAUGCGACGGGUGUGCCGUUCCAGUCGAUGCGCGACACGGUGCAGCCCGGCUCGCUCGAUGCCGAGGCGGGCGUGUUCUGCUCGGCGUUUGACCAGACAGGCACGCGCCUGAUCACGGGCUGUGCGGACAAGACGAUCAAGAUCUACCGCGAGACAUGA
Messenger RNA from Malassezia restricta, 1380 nucleotides. Its product is annotated as pleiotropic regulator 1. NCBI's taxonomy places the organism in Eukaryota, Fungi, Basidiomycota, Malasseziomycetes, Malasseziales, Malasseziaceae. The coding region runs from base 1 to 1380 and encodes 459 amino acids. Gene Ontology annotation, cellular component: Prp19 complex; precatalytic spliceosome; catalytic step 2 spliceosome. The record is from RefSeq and is a predicted model, not a curated record. The transcript has 2 exons. Gene Ontology annotation, biological process: mRNA splicing, via spliceosome. Gene Ontology annotation, molecular function: protein binding.